Messenger RNA from Myxocyprinus asiaticus (Chinese sucker), 1136 nucleotides. Its product is annotated as hepatocyte cell adhesion molecule-like. The coding region runs from base 34 to 990 and encodes 318 amino acids. Lineage: Eukaryota; Metazoa; Chordata; Actinopteri; Cypriniformes; Catostomidae. The transcript is spliced from 6 exons. The record is from RefSeq and is a predicted model, not a curated record.
UGUGAGCGUGCCGUCUGAGACUGAGAUUAAUAUAUGAAAUUCAAUUGCCUGUUUUUACUUACUAAUUCUGAUGUACUGCGGGAGAAUAUGGUUCCUGUAUUACUUUUUCUGCGUUUAUGGUUGUGGCAUUUGGAUGGUGUGUUUGGUGUUGAUACAGAUAAAGUGAAGUCAGUGUCAGUGAUGGAGGGAGAUUCUGUCACUUUACACACUGAUGUUACUGAAAUACUGAGAGAUGAUGAUGUUAUAGAGUGGAUGUUUGGAGCUCAGAAUCCAGAUACUGUUAUAGCAGAAAUCAACAGACCAGCAAAUAUAAUCUCAAUAAUGGACGAACAGUUCAGAUUCAGACUGCAGCUGAACAAUCAGACUGGAGAUCUCACCAUCACAAACAUCAGAACCACAGACACUGGACUUUAUAAAGUAGAGAUCAUCAUAAACACAACACCAGUCAAGAUAUUCAAUGUUACUGUUUAUGCUCUUCUGCCCAUUCCUGUGAUCACCAGUAACUCUUCUCAAUGUUCUUCAAGCUCUAAAUGUGUGUUGGUGUGUUCAGUGGUGAAUGUGACACAGGUGACUCUCUCCUGGUACAAAGGAAACAGUUUAUUCUCCUCCAUCAGUGUGUCUGAUCUCAACAGCAGUCUCUCUCUACCUCUGGAGGUGGAAUAUCAGGAGAACAACAUCUACAGCUGUGUGAUCAACAAUCCCAUCAGAAACCAGACUCAACAUCUCAACAUUACUGAAGUCUGUCAGCCGUGUUCUUCAGAACUCUCUGUAUCUCUGAUAGUGCUGAUUUCAACUGCUGCUGAAACUCUAUUGAUUGUGGCGGCAGUUUUGAUGUUCUGCAUCUGCAGGAAAUGUAGAAAAACACAUAAAGAGGUUCAGACUUGUGGAGAAGAGAUAACUUACGCAGAUCCAACGUUCUAUAAAAGAAAAGCACAGAAAGCGAAAGUUCAAGAAGCGGAUGAGGUGGUGUAUGCAGGCUUAAUGAGAUGAUAAUCAAACGCUCUUGAUUCGGUUUCCUCAAAAAUGAGGUUCUGAUCACAGUAUGUCUGUUUUUCCUCUGUAUUUUCAGAUAUGCUUUUAUUUGUGUUCUGUGACAUUAAGAAAUUGUCCAUACAAUUUAAUUGAAUUACAUUUUU